This is a messenger RNA of Astyanax mexicanus (Mexican tetra), 3266 nucleotides long. It is a transcript of the gene synprb, whose product is annotated as synaptoporin b. The record is from RefSeq and is a predicted model, not a curated record. The transcript has 5 exons. Gene Ontology annotation, cellular component: synaptic vesicle membrane; synaptic vesicle. Bases 165 to 1022 code for a protein of 285 amino acids. Lineage: Eukaryota; Metazoa; Chordata; Actinopteri; Characiformes; Acestrorhamphidae.
CACACACACACGCACUCUCUCUCUCUAACACACACAGUGCCUGGCUCCUAUGUAGAUGCGUCUUUGUAGUGAAUUCUCAGUCAGUGUCUGAGCUGUUGGAUGGGUGAGGAGCCGUCACUCCUUCUUUGAGAGAUAUACAGACUGAUGAUCAAUCGUCUUCAUCAAUGUGUAUGGUCAUAUUUGCUCCGCUUUUUGCUGUUUUUGCAUUUGCAUUAUGUGGCGGAUAUUCUGGGCAGAUAACGGUUAAAGUGGAAUGUCUGGAUAAAACCCAAAGCAACAUCAGUAUCAGAUUCGCCUAUCCGUUCAGACUCCAGCAGGUUCACUUUAAUGCUCUUCUCUGUGAGAGGAAGAGGCAUGAGACUGUUUUUCUCGAGGGAGAUUACUCGUCUUCUGCGCAGUUCUUCGUUACUGUCUCUGUUCUCGCUUUUCUGUACUCCCUCCUGGCUACAGUAGUCUACAUCUUCUACCAGAACAAGUACAGAGAAAAGAACAGAGGCCCUGUAGUGGAUUGUUUGGUAACAGUGGUUUUCUCGGGUCUGUGGUUUGUGAGUUCAGUAGCCUGGGCUAAAACUCUCUCUGGAUUGAAGAAAGCCACAGAUGUUGGUCAAAUGCAGCUUUUAUUGUCUGCCUGCAGAGAUCCAGAGAACCUGUGUGAGACCCUACAAGAACCUGCUUGGACCAAUCUUAACAUGUCGGUGGCCUUUGGCUUCUUGAACUUCUCCCUGUGGGCUGGUAACAUUUGGUUUGCCUACAAAGAGACAGGCUUACACAACUCCGGUCAGCGCCACCUCUCCAGAAGCCUCUCAGAGAAACGCAGCAGUAGUUUCAGGCAGUACAGUCAGUCCAGCUUCGAUCAGUCUGGAACAGGCUUUGGACAGAGGCUCUACAGCCAGGCCAGUUUUGACCUGUCAAGUGGAAACUUGAGCCUGCCGCAGACCACUCUGGGACAGCCGAUGCUGUACAGACAGAUGGGGAGCCCCACCUCCAGAGGACCUCUGAUAUUUAUCAAUGAGAGUCAGUGAAAGAAGAGGACUCAGAGUUACAGCGUAUAGAGCAAGAUAAAGAAAGACAAGAGCCGAGGGGAAGACAAGGGAAAUGACAAGGGGAAGAGAUAGAAAGAGUGAGAAGAUAAAGAGAAAGUAAAUUAGGUUCUGAGAAAUGUGGGUCCUGUGGGACACAAAAAGACAGAAGCUGCAUAAACCGAGACCAGUGGCAGGAUCUGAGGCCACAUGAGUAUUUUCGAGUAAUCGUUCGUUAUUGGCUGAAGUGGUUAUUUUUUGGAUGUUUAAGUAAGUUUGGAUAACGCUUUCUGUAGCUCAGUCGUGUACUUUUUUUUAUGAGUUUAAUAUGGUGAUGAAUUAUGCUUCAGUGUACCAACUUUCAAAUGAAAAUCAAAAAUAUUUAGCCUAUAAAAAUGCAGUAUGUGUUACAAAAUGAUUGUGGACACUUUAGUUUGCAUCCAUUGCUUACAAAAAUGUGAAAGUGCACAAACACAGCUUAUCUAGUCUUUGUAGAGAAGUAUUAACAAAAGAAUAGGACUCUCUAGGUCAGAAAAUCAACCUAUUUGCAGCAUACCUAAUGCCAGAAAUGUGCUAAGGGGGGGGGGGGUAUAAUGCACUUCAGCACCCAGUUUUGGAGCAGUGAAAGUGUGUUCUCUGGAAUAAUAGUACUUUUGGGAUGAGUUUAAAAGUUGGUGAUGAGGAAGUGAUCAACAUCACGAUCUCAAUUCUUACAGCAGUGGAAUCGAAGUAGAGACAGUAGAGACAGUUACUCCAACAAGAACUGUUGAAACUAAUUUUUUAAAUACCCUUGAUUACAGAGGUAACAAUAAAUGAGCAGGACCCAACAUUUCUGCCUGUAUAGUUUAUGAUUAUUUAAAUAUUUAUAUUGGUUAUGUAACAUGGCAGUACUUUAUUUGCUUUACACAAUGUGUUUGAAGUGUAUGAGCCUAAAAAGGCCAGUGAAUUUGACUUUAUUAUUGUAACACUUGCAUCAUGUGCAUAUUCAUUGUGUGCAUACCCUGUGUAAGACGUUAAAAGUGAUUUUAAAUGAUGGACUUCCACAACUAAAUGAGAAACAUGAGAAACUGCACAUAGACUACACUUCCUGUUUGAUAUAAUAAUUACAGUGCACAUUUCUGAAAGCUGCAGUGAUUAGAUAGUAAUUCUUGAGUGAUUGGUGUAGUUUAGAGGGUAAUAACACUACUUUUCUUAUGGCAGACUAGACUUUGAUUCCCUGGACAGACUUGUACAACACACUACACCAAUAGGGCUACGUUCUCACAGCACGGAAAAGUGGCCCAAAAUGUUUGUUUAGGCUGUCCACAUUAUAUUAUUAAUGUGAUCUACAUCAUACCUUUGUCUAAAAAAAGUGUGUGCUCCCAAACUGACAAGUUUGCGCAAAAGCGCAAUGCUUCACGUGAAGUUUCAGUUUCAUCUUUACCCGCAUCACAGGAAUUCCAUUGGCUGACAGCAACAGGCACUUCUCUGGUUUGCAUCCUUGGUUUCUUUAAAAUAUUUUCUUUACUUGCCACAUCCUUCCAUGGCCAUGUUUAGUUUGAAAAUGUUGUUUUCUUUGGAAAUGUUGAAAACGUUUUCAAACACAGAGCAGUUUCAAUAUGUGUGGAGGUGCUAUUCCACCGCUGAAAACCUCCCUCAUUGCUGUUGUCCAUUUCCCUUUUUCCUGCAUUUUCAGUGAAUAUAUUGUCAUACAUUUCACAUGAAUUCUGAUCUGGCUCAGAAUGGUUCACCUUAAGACCCCCUGCAGUGUAUCAGAUUUGAAAGCGAUCCAAAUCAAACUGAACUAUAGGGUUUUGCUGUUCACACCACCACACAGAUCUGCAACUCCUCUGUUUAAAAUAUAAUUAAAUAGAUUAGAUUUGAGCCACUUUAAUCUGCUGUUUGAACAUAACCAAAACCUACAUUCUCCAAAAUGUGUAACAUGAUUCAAAGGUCAUAUUAUGUUUCUCUAGACAAGAAUGUACAGCCUAAUGUCAUUCAUAAAGUUUAUAUUAAAUAUUAAAAUAUUGUUUCACCAAAACCACAGAAGUUUAGAAGGUAUCUGGAGAUGUGAAAUGUCUGAUCAGAGGUCUGUGUUGUUUAGUCACAGUUUCCAGUGCAGUGCAUGAAGUGUAGUGAUGUAAAAAAAAAAAAGGCAGAGUAAACACAAGUGAUGCAAUGAUGUUGUAACUAGUAGAGUUCGAUACUCAACACUGUAAGCUGGCCUUGUUGUUUGAAAAGGGAAUAAAACAUUACGAAUUCUGUCAA